AUGAUGUCCAUUAUUAAUACAUCAGAUGUUGAAAUCACCACCUUCUUCUUGGUUGGGAUGCCAGGGCUGGAAUAUGCACACAUCUGGAUCUCUGUCCCCAUCUGCAGCAUGUAUCUUUUUGCUCUUCUGGGAAACUGCACCAUUCUUUUGGUCACAAAGACAGAGCCUUCCCUGCAUGAACCCAUGUACUACUUCCUUUCUAUGUUGGCCAUGUCUGACAUGGGCUUGUACUUCUCUUCUCUACCCACCACGUGGAGGAUCUUCUUAUUCAAUGCCCCUGAAAUUUCUGCCAAUGCCUGUUUUGCCCAGGAAUUCUUCAUCCAUGGUUUCACAGCAGUGGAAUCCUCAGUGCUCCUGAUCAUGUCAUUUGCCUUCCUAGCCAUCCACAGUCCUCUAAGAUACAGCUCCAUUCUUACUCCUAUCAGAGUUGUCAAAAUAGGAAUAGUGAUAUCUGUUAAGGGUGUCCUCCUAGUGCUGCCCUUCCCAUUGACUUUGAGAAGUUUGAAAUAUUGUAAUAAAAGCCAACUAUCUCAUUCCUACUGUCUCCACCAGGAUGUCAUGAAGUUGACCUGCUCUGACAACCGAAUUGACGUCAUCUAUGGCUUUUUUGGCGCACUGUGUCUUAUGGUAGACUUUAUGCUCAUUGCUGUGUCUUACGGCCUGAUCCUCAAGACUGUGUUGGGAAUUGCAUCCCGAAAGGAGCAGCUCAAGGCCCUCAAUACUUGUAUUUCACACAUCUGUGCAGUGAUCGUCUUCUAUCUGCCCACCAUCAACCUUUCCAUUGUCCAUCGCUUUGUCCGACAUGUCUCACCUCUCUUCAAUGUUCUCAUGGCAAAUGUUCUUUUACUUGUGCCUCCUACGAUGAAUCCCAUUGUGUACUGUGUGAAAACUAAGAAAAUUAGAGUGAGACUUUUAGCAAGAUUAUGUCAGAAGCAUAUAUAA
Hyaena hyaena (striped hyena) is the source of this 942-nucleotide messenger RNA. RefSeq names its product olfactory receptor 51A4-like. Lineage: Eukaryota; Metazoa; Chordata; Mammalia; Carnivora; Hyaenidae. Gene Ontology annotation, biological process: G protein-coupled receptor signaling pathway. Gene Ontology annotation, cellular component: membrane. Gene Ontology annotation, molecular function: olfactory receptor activity; G protein-coupled receptor activity. The record is from RefSeq and is a predicted model, not a curated record.